AUGGCGGAGUCGCUGCCCCUGGAGAUACUCACAUAUAUUCUGAGCUUCCUGCCUCUGUUAGAUCAGAAAGAGGCCUCCCUUAUGAGUCGGGCUUGGUACUGUGCAGCCCAGAAUGCCCUUUGGGAGACAAAUGUGCGAUACAACAUCCCUGUGUCUUCUGCCUCCCUCUCGGCCAUCAAGAGCCUGGGUCACAGGGGCAUCUCCUGCAUCAGUCUGACCAACCUGGAUGGCUCACCAGCUUCACACUGGGUGCUGCAGUCUAUUGCCUACCACCUAGGCCCACACCUGCAGAGCUUGUGCCUGAGCACGGACAGCCCCACAGAGGCCUCCUUUGUGGCCCUGAUCCUGGGCUGCCCGGCCCUGCGUAUCCUUGACCUCAAUGGCUGCAACAGCCUCUUCACAUCAGGCAUGCUGCUGGCUCAGCCCAAGAUGGCACAGAGCAUCCGGCAGGCCUUGAGCGGCCUCCGGGAGCUUAACCUGGCUGGCCUGCGGAACCUGGCUGACCUCAGCUUCAACCAGCUCAGCAGCUGUGCCCCCAGCUUGGAGCACCUCUCCUGGGCUUAUUGCCACCUCAUGUUUGAGCUAGGUCCAGCCCUGGGCUCCGUUGGCCCCCAGAACUCCUCCCCCUCCCACCUCUCCUUCAGCAACCUGCUGCGAUUCGCGAAGGAGCGGGCUGGCAGUCUGCAUGCCCUGGAUCUGAGUGGCACUGGCUUGCCAUCCAAGGCCUUGCAGGCUUUGGGCCAGGUAGCUGGGCUGCAGCUGCAGGAGCUGAGCCUACACAGCUGCCAGGACCUCUCCACAGAGGCUGUGGCCACUCAGUGCUGCCAGCAACCAGGCCUUACCUCCCUGGACCUCAGUGGCUGCUCAGAGCUGACAGAUGGGGCACUGCUGGCUGUGAGCUGGAGCUUGCGGCACCUGCAGCACCUGAGCCUGAGGAAGCUGCAGUGGCUGAUGGAUGCGGGAUGCACAGCCCUGGGGGUCCUGCAGGAGUUGCAGAGCCUUGACAUGGCCGAGUGCUGCCUGGUGAGUGGGCGGGAACUGGCCCAGGCCCUGGGCUCAGUGCAUGGAGCUCCACCCCCAUUGACCUUCCUCAGCCUGGCUUACUGCUCUUCACUGAAGGAUGCUUCAGUGCUCUCCAUGAUCCCAGCGCUGGGCCCAAGCCUCAGGGUGCUAGACUUGUCCUCCUGUGUGGCCUGCACCGACCCGACUGUGCAGGCCAUCUGUAACCUCACCCACCUCUCAGUCCUGAGCCUGGCUUGGUGCAAGGAACUCCGUGACUGGGGGCUUCUCGGGCUGGGUGAACCAAGCGAGGAACCUGUUCAGGGGUCCCAGCCACGCCCAGAGCUGGAGAAUCAGGCCUCAGGCCCCAAGGACACCUCUCCCAAGCCACAGGGCCCCUCCCUGCUCAUGCUGCAGGCCCUGCAGGAGUUGGACCUUACAGCCUGCAGCAAGUUGACUGAUGCCAGUUUGGCCAAGGUGCUCCAGUUCCCCCAGCUGAGGCAAUUGUCUCUGAGCCUGUUGCUGGCACUCACAGACAGGGGCUUGGUGGCCGUGGCCAGGGGCUGCCCCAGCCUGGAGCGCUUGGCACUGAGUCACUGCAGCCAUCUCAGCAAUGAGGGCUGGACCCAGGCAGCCAGGUCCUGGCCGAGGCUGCAGCACUUCAACCUGUCCAGCUGCAGUCAGCUCACAGAGCAAACCCUGGAUACCAUCGGGCAGGCGUGCAAGCAGCUCCAGGUGUUGGAUGUGGCCAUGUAUCCUGGCAUCAACAUGGCCGCUGUUAGGUGCUUCCAAGCCCAACUGCCCCAGGUGACCUGUGUCCAAUCCCGCUUUGUGGGAGGGGCUGACCUGAAUAUAAUGCUCUAA
Messenger RNA from Cynocephalus volans (Philippine flying lemur), 1863 nucleotides. RefSeq names its product F-box/LRR-repeat protein 2-like. The record is from RefSeq and is a predicted model, not a curated record. Lineage: Eukaryota; Metazoa; Chordata; Mammalia; Dermoptera; Cynocephalidae. Gene Ontology annotation, molecular function: protein binding. Gene Ontology annotation, cellular component: cytoplasm.